Messenger RNA from Rotaria socialis, 1215 nucleotides. The record is from the annotation of a GenBank genome assembly. Lineage: Eukaryota; Metazoa; Rotifera; Eurotatoria; Philodinida; Philodinidae.
AUGUUAAGUCAGCAACGUCGUUCACCAGAGUCAUCGGCUGGAUCAAAGCGGAGUGAGUCGGCAGCUACAGGAUCAAUAAACAAUAAAGAUGAACAACAAUCUGAGCUGUCAGGGAGUUCGGACGAAGAGACUAUAAAAAAAGUUCCAUCACCGCCACCACCAGUUCAAAUACCACAUUCUAAAACAACAAAAUCAUCUUCAUCAUCAUCAAAGAGUAGCUCUAAUGCAUCGAGUCCCAAACCAUUUAAAACUAUUGCAAAUCCAGUAAAAAAAUCUAUUCCCAUCACUUUUCAAGCAUCUCUUCCAAAAAGCAAGAGUCCACAGGAAAAAAAUAAAACCAUACAAGAUCUCGUUAAGAAUGCACAAUUACGUUCGAUACCGAAAAAAUCGACAACAACCUAUGGCGGAACCAGUGCAAUUGAUAUAGAAAAGGAGCAAGCAGAAUUAAUUCCGAUUACAAGCAGUCGAAAUGGAAAGAAAAAUUUGAGUGUUUUUGAAAAAAUUGAUACACACAAUGGGCAUAGUAGCUAUUUGGGCACAGGUUCCUAUUCACAAUUAGAAAAUUGUAUACGUAGCUGUUUAUUACAGGAUCCACAUCAUAAAAAUCUGGCAAAUCAUACAACAAAAUAUGAAUAUUCAUCGAAAAGUUCAAAACGUGCAUCUGUACUUGAAGAUUACAGUUACGAUGGAAUCGUAUCACCAAAUCAUCAUGCAGCUCAUUCACAUAGUUAUAGUCAUCAUCAUUAUAAUGAUCGUCAUUUCGAUCAUCGUAAAAAAUCGGCAGCAGAACUUUCUCUCGCUGAAAUUCGUCAAGUCAAUGAUGCUCUUGCUAAAUAUGGUAUACCUGUUUUUUCACAUCAACCAAAUCCUUAUACUCCACAUCCUCCUCAACGUAACAUCAGUGAUAUUUUAUCGGCAUGUCGACUUCUCGUUGAAAAUCCAAAUCUUGCACCACACCCAAAUGAACAUGCAGCUGUACAACAUGUUUGGGAUAGUAUACAGCAUCAACCACCGAUGCAAACUGCUCCUGGUUACGCACCACCAGCUGUGCAUGCUGCUUCAUCACAUAUAUUUCCAGGUAGUCAAGCUCCGUACAGUCCUCUUCAAAGUGUUCCAACACAUUUAUUUCCUGGUCAACCACAACAACAUUUCACUGGAUCACCAUUUAGCAGUGCAUUUCAUCAAUAUCCUGGCAAUAAUAAUUUCACGUAUUAG